CGGGUUGGCUGAAACAUAUAUAAAGCUGCUGCGGGACGCGUGCGCGCUCGCAUGUCGUAGAAUCCUUGACCGCACUGAAAGCACCGGCGCUUCACGAUGAGGGGUUCUAGCUCAUCCUUCGUGGUACUGCUGCUCGCGUCUUCGCUGGCGCUAGCGGCCGCAGCCGAUCGACUGCGUCGUUCCAGCAUCUUCGGCAUGGCGGCAUGUGUCACGAGAAAUGCGGCCGUUCUCCUUCCCGCGGACGGCCGGUGCGCCGCGGGAAAGCUUCAGGCCGCCUACAGCGCCUUGAGAGACGCUAACUGCAUAAACUGCGACAAGUACUUCCACUGCAUUGGCAACUACCGCGCCGUCUAUGAGUGUAACAACUCCGAGGAUGCUCGGCGCGCCGCUCAAGCGAUCAGCGACUGCCGCGAAGAAGCCGACAAUGGGGGAGCCGACAGUGCUGCCGACCAGGAGGCCAAUCGCUACGGACGAGGUGGGGGCGACUGUGCCCAGCGGUACCUGGCUGCGGUGCGUUGCGCCUACAAUCCGGAAACCAGGAGGUGCGGAUAAAGAGGCGAAACCAAGCUGCGAAGCCAUCCAUGUGCGAUCUCCUCAAAAAGAGAGCCCUCAAACGAGAAGUGUCCACUCAUAUCAAUAAAGCUGCUGCGUUUUAUAUUUU
Messenger RNA from Dermacentor silvarum, 661 nucleotides. RefSeq names its product serum amyloid A protein. The coding region runs from base 97 to 552 and encodes 151 amino acids. The record is from RefSeq and is a predicted model, not a curated record. Gene Ontology annotation, cellular component: extracellular region. Lineage: Eukaryota; Metazoa; Arthropoda; Arachnida; Ixodida; Ixodidae. The transcript is spliced from 2 exons.